Molecule: messenger RNA, 1911 nt
Organism: Lodderomyces jiufengensis
Lineage: Eukaryota; Fungi; Ascomycota; Pichiomycetes; Serinales; Debaryomycetaceae
Gene: HGT3
Product: Hgt3p
Exons: 1
Coding region: 1-1911 (636 amino acids)
Biological process (GO): carbohydrate transport; transmembrane transport
Cellular component (GO): membrane
Molecular function (GO): carbohydrate:proton symporter activity
Source: RefSeq, a predicted model, not a curated record
AUGACUGUAACACCAUCGAAUCAACAACAAAAUGGUCAUCAACAACCACAAGAUCAUCAUGAACAUAUUCAAAUAAAAGAUUCAUUUUUAGUUGGUAAAGCAUUAUUAAAUUUUACUUCAAUAUUUGUAUCAUUAGGUGUAUUUUUAUUUGGUUUUGAACAAGGUUUAAUGUCUUCAUUAAUUACAAAUGAUUAUUUUAAACUGUAUUAUAAUGAUCCAAAACCUGCUGCAAUUGGUAUAAUGAUUUCAAUUUUAGAAAUUGGUGCAUUAUUUUCAAGUUUUAUUGCCGGUAGAGUUGGAGAUUUAGUAGGUAGAAAAAAGACUAUAAGAUAUGGUUCAUUUAUAUUUGUAAUUGGUGCAUUCAUACAAGUCUUAUCACCAAAUAUUGUCAUUUUAAGUGGUGGUAGAUUAAUUGGUGGUAUUGCUAUUGGAUUUUUAACAACGAUCGUACCAAUAUAUCAAUCUGAAAUUAGUCCACCAACUGAUAGAGGAUUUUAUGCAUGUGCUGAAUUUACUGGUAAUAUUAUUGGUUAUGCAGCAAGUAUAUGGGUUGAUUAUGGAUUUUCAUUCUUGGAAAAUAAUUCAAGUUGGAAAAGUCCCUUAUUUGUACAAUUUAUGAUGGGUGUAUUCUUAUGGUUAGGUACUUUUAUUAUAGUUGAAACUCCAAGAUGGUUAUUAAAUCAUGAUCACGAUUUGGAAGGAAUGGUAGUUAUAGCAGAUAUGUACGCAGAUGGAGAUGUUGAAGAUGAUCAUGCCAAAGAAGAAUAUAGAAGUAUUAAAGAAAGUGUAUUGAUUGAUAGAAUAGAAGGUGGUGAAAGAUCAUACCAAUACUUAUUUAAAAGGUAUGCUAAAAGAUUAUCAGUUGCUUGCUUGGGGUUAUUCUUCAGUCAAAUGAAUGGUAUUAAUUUAAUAUCUUAUUAUGCUCCAAUGAUUUUCGAAAGUGCUGGAUGGGUUGGUAGACAAGCUAUAUUCAUGACUGGUAUUAAUUCAAUAAUUUAUGUAAUAAGUACUAUACCACCUUGGUAUUUGGUUGAUUCAUGGGGUAGAAAACCAUUGUUGAUGGUUGGUGCAUUAUUUAUGGGUAUUCCAUUAUACAUAGCAGGUUAUUCCUUGUACCUUGAUGAUAAAUAUACUGCAGCAAUUGUUGUUACAAGUAUCAUAAUUGCUAAUGCAGCAUUUGGAUUUUCAUGGGGUGGAAUUGGUUGGCUUUUACCAUCGGAAAUUUUACCAUUACCAGUUAGAUCAAAAGGAGCAGCUAUUGCAACAGCAACAAAUUGGUUAUCAAAUUUUAUUGUUGGAUUAGCAUCACCAAUAUUAUUAGAUGAAAUUAAAUGGAAAACUUAUUUAAUUCCUGCAACUUCUUGUAUUAUAUCAUUUUUUGCAGUUUGGUAUUUAUUCCCAGAAACUAAAGGGUUAUCUUUGGAAGAAAUGGGAUCAGUUUUUGAUGAUAAAUCUUCCAUAUUUUCAUAUCAUGCUUCAGGUAAUGUGGGAGCAAAUGCUAGUUCUGGUAGUUCAAUAAACAAUUAUGGUGCAACAAGUGAAAGAAGACCCUCACAAUCUGUAGGUAAUAAUGAACCAGAUACGAUUCAAACAGCUGCAUCAAUGGCAAGAAAUCCAGCAACGAUGAGACCAGAAUUAGAUAAUCUAAUAGUUGGAUCAGGUUCAAAUCCAAAUAUAAUACCAAUAACAAGUUCAACAAGUAUAAAACCAGUGAAAUCAGAUGCAGGAUCAAUAGCAUCAUUUGAUAUGAAUAAUGUUGAUGUUGUACAAGAAAUUGAACCACCAACUUUAAAAGAAAUCUUGAAUUAUAAACUAAAAGAACAAAACAAACCUAAUCUUUUACAAAAAUGGUUUCAUAAAUCUGAAAAGAAAUCUAAGAAUAAUGAUGAAGAAAGUAGACUAUUAGAAUAG